CACACACAUUCAGUCAGUGACAGUCAACAAUGGAUACGUCCAGACAUUUAAGACGGAAUGUUGGAAUUAAGAUUGAUCACCUGUAAGAAUGAAGUGUUCGGGGAAGAAGAAAGAUGGCACUCCUUGUGAUUACUCACAAGAGAAUACAUUCAGGUUCUGUCCAGACUGUGGAUAUGGCACAAAACCAGAGGCAUCCAGACUUGUAAUCCCAUGCCCUGGCAAGAACAACCAAUGUGGAACAGAAAUAUCUUCUGAUGACAGGUUCUGUAGAAAGUGUGGCUUGAAGAUUGAACAAACUUUGUUUCAAACAGCCAUAAGAAAAUGCCCUGGGAAAAAUGAAGAUGGCUCCCCAUGUAAAGCAUAUCUAAAAGAGGAUGACAACUUCUGUAACCAGUGUGGGCAUGAUAUCACAACAGUAGUCAGUGAUCAGAAUGUUCCAGAGAAUGACAAAGUUUUGUGUACCAGUCCAAAUAACAUUGAGUCAUCGGAAGUAACAUAUGAGAAUGUUACAGAAAAUUCAGUGGAACAAUCAAACUGUGGUAGUGGAAAUGAUGGCAGCGAAGAUGAAGAUAGUUUUCAACCAGAAACAGAUCUUAACACAGAAGGAAAUCACCAUGUAGGGCAGCAGAUGCAGACGGACAGUGGUAGUCAGCCAGAAAGCACUGUUGCAGAUUCCAGACACGAAAUCACAGGUGAUGACUCAAAGACAGACAGUCCAAAAGAGGCAGGAGGUGAAGAUUUUGAUGGUACAAAUGAAGAUGUAGAGAAAGGCAGAAAACAUGAGAAUGUUACAGAAAGUUCAGUGGAACCAUCAGAGGGUGGCAGUGGAAAUGAUGGCAGCAAAGAUGAAGACAGUUUUCAACCGGAAACAGAUCUUAACACAGAAGGAAAUCACCAUGUAGGGCAGCAGAUGCAAACGGACAGUGGUAGUCAGCCAGAAAGCACUGGUGCAGAUUCCACACACGAAAUCACAGGUGAUGACUCAAAGACAGACAGUCCUAAAGAGGCAGGAGGUGAAGAUUCUGAUGGUACAAAUGAAGAUGUACAGAAAUGCAGCAAACAUGAUGAGAAUGUUACAAGAGAUGGAAGUUCCGUAGAUGAAGCACCAGAUACUGGUACCCCUGAUGAGGUUACAGUACCAGCGGCAACUGCUAACACAACAAAUUCAUCCAGUUCUCAACAUGAUGGGGAGAGUAACAGUGGUAAGCAAGACACUUUGGAAGGUAGCAGCAACAGCCAAAACCAAGGUGCUAUAACACGCAGCCAGAGUAAAAAAAAUAAUGGAAAAGCUGAGGAAAGGCAGAAGACCAAAGACACUAACAAAAACAAACCUACCAGAAAGAAAACUGAUUCAAAUACAGGGGCCAGAGGGACAAAGCCUGAUCCAAAGCACCAGAAAGAGCUUGAGGUCAUCUUCCAUGCUGUAAUGUCAAAAGAUUUCAAGGUCAAACAAGAAAAGGAUGAAAUUUAUUUAGUUAUUGGCUGUGAUCCCCUUGGAGGGUGGACUAGUAAGAAGUGGAAAAUGACUCAUAUCGGGUGCCACCAAGGUUACCAUGAAUACUCAUGCAAUGUGACAAUGAACAAAGACAUUAGAAAUGGCGGCUUUGAGUACAAGUACAAAGUGGUUGCUGAUGCCAGAAAAGAAUCUUUCGAAACUGUCUGCUUUGGUAAGAAGAGAAAUGGAAUUGUAAACAGAAAGUUUACUGUCCCAAAACAAAGGAGACAGACCACUGAUCCUUUACAUCAGUAUGAUGGAUUAGUGUAUCCAAAACAAAAUGAUGGUUUCCUCAAGAACCUGUUUGGAGUAGGUGGUACUCCAGCAAGAAUUGUGGAUGACAUGAAGACUGUUUUAAGUAUUUUCUUCCCUCCACCUGACAAAAUCAUAUCUACCAUCAAGAAGCAAGUGCCUGGGGAAACAGAGACAGCCGAAGCAUUACUGCAAACUCUGACAGAUGUAUUCUCAGGACUGUCUGUACAACUUGUGGAUUUCAAGAACAGUGAUGAAAUUAGACAGCAGAUUUUCAUGGAUUUCAUGAAACCAUUGACAGACCAUCUUGCCUUAUUUGAACAUAGCCACAGCAGCUAUGGCCCUGUAGUACUUAUCUUCAUAAUGGCUGCCAUGAGAGACAACAACAUCACAAGGUUUUACCUAAAGCUAGACAAACACACCAUACCAGGAGUUUUGAUACAACCAGAUAGAGAAAAGAAGUCCUGUCCUGUUUUGGAUUCUCUGCAUAAACAUUUCCCCAGAAGAGACACAAAGGACAUGGUUGAGAUGAUAUUGGCCCUCAUCUACAAAAACAGCCAAGUGACAACAGAUACCAUUUGGGGUUUUUGGGGAGAUCAAUUAGCUGACUCAUCAUGGAUGUAUGUUGUGCCUCUACUACACUUCCUUAGGAUAGAUUCUUCACCAUUUGUGAAGCCUUUGAAAUCAUCAUCCUGCCACACAGAUGAAGACUGGUGGGGACAUGAGGAUGUUACAGACAGGAUCAAUGCCUUGAAGAAUAGCAGAUUCUCAUCAAUUUCCAUUACAGACAUAAUCAAUGACCUAGAGUACCUAUUUGAUGUGGACUACUUACUGCCAAGAACAAUCAUGGCAAGCGCAAAGUAUGAAGAUUUACUUGGCAUUGUGAAACUACAGAAAGUGCCCCCAGAGGUUUGCAGUGGAACUCUGUAUUACUUCUGUUGCUCUAACGAUAUCUAUUAUGUUGAAAGAAAAAUGUUGUACAUUGUCAGGUGUAUUGAUGAGGUUGCAAAGAAGUUCAAAGAUGAGAGAACAAAACUGACGUGCCCAGAACACACCUCGAGAUUUUCACAAGAAGACUGCACGGCACACAGGAAAAUGUGUUUAAAGAUUACAACAGAUCUACUAGAACUGUGCUUAGAUAAUGAAAAUCAGUACAUUGAAGUAGUGGAAGCUGUUGCCCGUCUCCUUGCCUCCAGUGUGUGUGAAUGCAGCUCACAUGACACCAAGAUAGAUAGUGGUCAGCAGACAGAACUCCAGACUGAUCUGUCACCCUUGUGGUUUCAACUCCAUGACUGGAUGAGGCAAAGGAUAUCUUCAGUGACUGACUGUAGGAAAUAUAUUUUGGGGUACAACACACUGAUGCACUUGGACUUUGGCUCAGAUCAUCUGAAUACAGAGUGGCAGACUGUCCUACUUGAUGCGGUUGAAGACAUUUUUUCAGAGGUAAUGUUUGUUGAUGACCAGAUAGCAGCAUCGACACCACUGGGAUAUAGAUUUGGAUACUUAAUGUCGAGAUUGCUUGAAAAUCACUGGCCCAGAGAUGUGGAUGAAGACCGAUACCUCCAUCAUGUUUUGACCUGGAAACCUCUUCAUCAUUACUUCAAAAGAUUUCUUGCCAAUGAUAAGUCAAACAGGCUGCUGUCUGCGAUCUGUACAAUACGUCUCCUGCAAGCUGUAUCACUACUGAAGGAAGUAGUAAUAUCUCUGUGUGAUGGAAACAUCCCAAUAUCACAGUUGGAGUUGAUUGCUGAUGACACUGAAAGAUUUUUGGAUCUUCUCAUAUCACCUGAAGUCUGUGAUGAAUCUGAAGGCCAAGUGAUGAAUGAUAUCCUGCAAAUUCGACUGAAAGAGUUGACUGCCUCCAAACACAAUUUGAAUCAGACCAGUGUCUUCCUGAAUUACUGUAAACUCAUCCAUAAUGUGAAUUCUGAAGAGUUGUCAGUCUUUGUGAAGGACUGGAAAGAGCACAUUGAAGCGGAUGUACUCUCGUCUGUCUGUCAUCCUUUACCAAAAGCAGAAGCAAAAACAACCUCAGUUGAUUUGUAUCAACCUACAAUGAGACACAUGCCAGUUUCAGAUAAUGUGCUGGACAUUAUACCUCGUCUUGUGCAACUGAAUGACAGCAUGCUGUUCAAAGAGAUCUGGAAGAAAGAGGCACGAAAAGUCAUUCAUGGAUAUGCUUUGGAACGUGCUGUACUUCGUGUAUGGACUGAAGCAUCAUCGUCGUGGACAGAUUUUUGUCAGAGGUUAAUUGAUGGUACCAAUACAUUCAAAGCUGUCCAAAGUCAUGUGAAAGUUCUUGAUGGUGACUUCAAGAAGAUUGAAGAAGAAUUCAAGCUAAUAGAUAAAGCUUGUGAAGAAUCACCUGUGAGGUGGAUUGAAAAGCGGAUUUCUCAGCUUCAGACAUAUGAGAACAUUCGAGGUUGUCAAAACAUUGCAAAACUAAUAGUGGCAGUUAAAGAGGUAUACUGCCUAGGAGGUGAAUUUGGACCUGUCAUCAAAAUCAAAGAGCUGGGACACAGUGAGGAUUCCCAAAUGAAAAAGCUUGACAAAAAUGUCCUAAGAACCUGCAGAAUACUCGAAGGGAUGGAGAGUCAAGAAAAACAGGACUGUGUCAAAGCUUUCAUAGACUGCAAAAAUCUCAUUGAUUGGCUCAGAGAAUCCAUGCCAAAUGGAAUGAAAGAAUUGAAGGUAUUUGUGGACCUAGCAUAUCUCUCAGCAGGAGAAGAAGAAUUUGAGAUAGAAAAAGUCAACUGUUUCCAAUCAGCCACAGGAGGAUAUGCUCCCUUUAUCUUCAACACACCAUCGGAAUCGGAUUACAUAACAUUUCUUGAGAAUUGUAAAACUGUUUGGCAUGAACUGGAAACCGACAAUAAGCUACCUGAGAAACUGAGACUGUCCAACCAGAACCUUAGCUGGUUACAAGAAGUGAAAACAUCUCAUGGCUCAGUAGAAGAAACAUCCCUGACCCAGGCUAACAUGAUCAACACCAGAGGUGUAUACAGGAUAGGAAACUUGAAUGUUUCUGAUAUGGCCUUGAACAAUGUGAUCAGUCUGCACUUGUCACCGGAGAUUGAAGAUAAAGACACUUCAGUGCGGAAGUACAGCUUUGACCAGUUGGUGGAUCUUCAGAGUAGGCUCAUGCUGGUGGCUGGCCAGGCAGAAAAGGGCAAUGAAAAUAUUGACCAAUUUAUCUUGGUACUUGAUGGAAUUGUGCGUUUGGCCAAAACAUACAUUAGACUCUGCAGUGAUGGCUGUGUCCUGUUCAGCUGCUGGAAAGGAGAAUUUAUUUGUGGACAAGAGAGAAAGGUUUGCUCAGUCUUGGAAUUUGGAAAAGGUGAACAACUGAAAGGCCAUCGCGGCAAAGAAAAUGUUACAAACUUUGUUCAUGCCCUUGCAAAUGAAUUUGAGAAGUUCCAUGAUGAAUGGAUGAAGUAUGUCAGUAACAAAAGAGAUGAAUACUUGGAGCUGAACUUCUACACCAUUGAGCAGCUGGUGUUCCUUCAGAGAGAACUCAUCAAACUGGGCACAGAUGAGGAACCUUCUAUUCGUGUGUACUCAAUGUUGUCUCUGAUCAAGCCUAAUUGUACACAAGCAGAUCUUACUGAUGCCAUGCAGACAGCUAAAGAUGCUGUCUUUGCCAAGCAAGAAGACAAAGGAAAGGAAAGUGAAGUCGACGAGCCACAUGUAGAAUCUGAUGCAAAAGAAGCCUUCAUUGAUGCCAUGCUGGAGAGCAACUAUUCUGAGAAACUGGCAAGACUUGCCCUUGAAGCUAAUGACCCCAAUGACAUUGAUGGUGGCAUAGUGUGGUGUAUGGAACAUCAAGAUGAGAUCAGCAUAGUGUGGUGUAUGGAGCAUCAAGAUGAGAUGAGUGAAGAAGAUGAGACAUUCAGUGGUUGGAACGUUGAUGAGCACUCCAUGUCAUUCAGCAGUAUGUCCUGGAUUAGAGAAACCAUCUCUUCGGAAACCAGAAAUGACAUAGACGUGGAGACUUUGACCUCCAACUUGAGAUCAGUGUGGACCAAGUUCCUGGAAGCUGUAUCAUCCAGUGUAGCGGAUUAUCUCAGUCUGGAACAUCUUGGCAUGAUACUCAGGCAGCUGGCUGAAACAGGUAUUCAUGAGGUCAAAAGGACUCUUCCACUACCCCUAAAAUCUAAAAUUCCAAACCUGAUUGUGUGUUCCCAUGCGGACAUGCUGAACACUGUUCUGUACCUGUACAAACACUCUAUGGGUCAGCCCCUUCCUCAACCUGAUGAGGUCCUACUGUGCACUCCACAAGUUACCAUUGACCAGGUUGACAUCUUCCUUCGACGAGCUUUCUUCAGCAACCCUGGCAAGUUGUAUGCAAUGGCCAACGCUGAUCUGCUGCAGUAUGAGAUUGAGGAGAGGGCAGAGAAAAAGCUCAAAGAGUAUUCAACAUUGACAAAUAUGAAAGGUCUUGACUAUCAGCUUGUGAUUUUGUGCUCAACUGAAAAUGAGUUCAAAGCAAGAAUUGUGGCAGCUCUUGAUCUAUACAAAUGUCCUGCCCCUGCAAUGCAAAACUUGGAUGAAAUCAAAGGAUACUUGAAAUCAAAAUUUUCUCAGUCUGGAGAUGCUGCCAGAAUGAUAACAGGUUCAAGGGUUGACUUUGAAAGUUCCACAGUGCGAGUGAUCAAAUCCAAAAGAGCUGGUGUUGGGAAGACCUUAUACAAGAAGCGUCAAGUGGAGGCACUGCAACGUCUGAACCCCAGAGUCCCUGCUACAUCAGUGUCCAUACAUCUGUAUGAGAAAAGUGUGUCCACAACUGCUGUGGCAGAGAAACUGCUGGAUCAUACGCUGCAGCCUGGACAAGUCCAGCCUAGAAUAUUCCACUUGGACAUUUCAUAUGAGGUUCAGGAAGGCGUUGACUAUCUCCUCUUCAACCUGCUGGUUCUGGGCUGCAUCAGCAACAACAUGGGACAUGUCUGGCUGAAGUCUCCCCUGGACCUGUAUCUCGUGGAGACCAUUCCCAUCAAAGAUGUGAGACAGGACAGGCAUCUGAUCCACCCCUUGCUGGAAGUUCUGCCUGAUGUUUUCUGCUGGUCCCCUCAAGAGAGUCUACAGAUACUUAACAAUGACAUAACAACAGAAGAAUAUGGCGAAGAAGACAGCCUGUUUGAUGUUAAGGAAUUUGAAAGUGAAACAUUUCAAAGACCUUACCAAUACCUCAAGAGAUGGGACAACAAACAGAACCUGGCUAACAUUGAUGCUUCAAAGCCAGAAGGGCCACCUGAGGAUUGCCUAGCAAAAUUGCUGAAACAUUGUGGACUGCGGGAUCCCUCCUGGUCUGAGCUACACAACUUUGUGUGUUUUCUCAAUACUCAGCUGCAGGACUUUGAAAAAUCUAUAUUCUGUUCUGAUUUGAUUCUUGAAGAUCUACCAGGAUUUCCAGCACUGGUGCUACGAUUCCUUAUACAGAUGUCAAAGGAUUUUGCAACCAGAUCUUUGGAUUUAAGUGAAGAGUCGCCUCUUGCUCAGAAAGUUCACAAUGAUGAUGAAGAAGAAGAUGACUCUGAUGAGGAAGCAGAUGAAGAAGAAGAUGACUUUGAUGAGGAAGAAGAUGACUUUGAUGAGGAAGAAGAUGAUGAUGAGGAUGAUCUUGUACAGUUUCAGAUGAAGAGGACUUGGGAGAGCAGCCCACAUCCCUUUAUUUUCUUCAACCCUGAUGGGCACACCAUGACCUUCCUCGGCUUCAACAUUGAUCAUUUAGGCAACAUGAUUGACCCACACUCUGGACAAAUGCUAGAUCGUGGACUUGUACCUAGAAGCCUGCAGAUUGGUUUACGGAGAAAUAAUGUUGAAAUUAAUGAGAACCCUGAUCAAUUGGAUAGGGUUGCUUGCUUGAUGAAGCUAUGCAGGGUGAUGCCAGGUGUUGAUGUUGUACAUGACCCUGAUGACACAUAUGAACUGACAACAGACAAUGUCAAGAAGAUUCUGGCCAUUUACAUGAGAUUUAGAUGUGGAAUCCCAGUGAUAGUCAUGGGAGAGACAGGAUGUGGGAAGACAAGACUGAUCAAAUUCAUGUGUGAUCUUCAACGUCCACCAGGAACAGAUGUACAGGAAAACAUGGUCAUAAUGAAGGUUCAUGGAGGGACAACCCCUGACGAUAUCAUCAAGAAAGUCAAGCAAGCAGAACAACUUGCCAUCGCUAACAAGGCUAAGAACCCACACAUGUACACUGUCCUGUUCUUUGAUGAAGCAAACACAACUGAGGCCAUUGGACUCAUCAAGGAAAUAAUGUGUGAUGGCUCUAUGAAUGGACAACCCUUGAAACUGUCAGAAAACCUAAAGAUUGUAGCUGCCUGUAAUCCUUACAGAAAGCAUUCUGAUGAUAUGAUCCAGAGACUGGAGAGAGCGGGGCUUGGUUAUCAUGUUGAAGCAGGCCAAACCACUGAUAAACUAGGCCAUGUCCCUAUGAGGAGACUUGUCUACCGGGUGCAGCCCUUGCCACAGAGCAUGCUUCCUCUUGUUUGGGACUUUGGCCAACUCAACGUUCAAGUGGAAGAACUCUACAUCAGACAGAUGGUCAACAGAUAUGUACGAAAUGGGGACAUUCCUGAUGUGGAUGGGCUUGUUGAUGUUGUCAGUCGAAUCCUUAUAGCCUCACAGGAUUUCAUGAGGAAACAGAAGGAUGAGUGCAGCUUCGUAAGUCUUCGGGAUGUUGAUCGUACCCUGAGUGUUAUGGCUUGGUUCUACCAGCAGUCCCAAGAGAAUGGAAUACUAUUUAAGAAGAUAGAUGAACAAAUCUCUCCAGAACAAGCAUCUGAUGAUGAGGGAUGAUGAUGAUGAUGAGGAGGAGGAGGAGGAGGA
This is a messenger RNA of Haliotis rubra (blacklip abalone), 8575 nucleotides long. Its product is annotated as E3 ubiquitin-protein ligase rnf213-alpha-like. Lineage: Eukaryota; Metazoa; Mollusca; Gastropoda; Lepetellida; Haliotidae. The record is from RefSeq and is a predicted model, not a curated record. Gene Ontology annotation, molecular function: ubiquitin-protein transferase activity; ATP hydrolysis activity.